AUAGCAACAUUAACAUUAUCUUCUUCUCAUCCAUAUACCCUAGAUCUUUUCUCACAAUUCGCUCAAUCUUCAGCUAAUUCACUAUCUUUAUUAACUUCCAUCACACCACUCCCGACUACUAAAGAAUUACAUACGGUUUUGAAAUCUCCUUUUGUGAUGAAGAAAGCUCAAGAGAAUUUCAUGCGUAAGACUCAUAAAAGGAUGAUUAAAGUUUGGAAUGGUGAUAGAGUGGUCGUUGAUUUAUGGAGUAGGUAUUUGAAGGAAGGGGCUAUAGGUGGUGUUGGGAUG
Molecule: messenger RNA, 288 nt
Organism: Tremella mesenterica DSM 1558
Lineage: Eukaryota; Fungi; Basidiomycota; Tremellomycetes; Tremellales; Tremellaceae
Exons: 1
Biological process (GO): translation
Cellular component (GO): ribosome; mitochondrion; small ribosomal subunit
Molecular function (GO): structural constituent of ribosome
Source: RefSeq, a predicted model, not a curated record